AUGGAAACGGUAGCAGCAUCAUCUUGGAAGCAGCUUCUUCUCAACGCCUUGGAGUCCAAUUCCAGCGUCAAGCACUCCUUAUUCUUCCAGCUUGCGACGAUCGGGUCUAAUGGAAAACCCUCGAAUCGCACCGUCGGUUUUCAGGAGAACAGUGAUAAUCCAUAUCAACACAGACAGCCGAAGUCGAAAGGUUCUUCAUUCUUCACGCUUUAUCUGUUCUGGGUUGUUGAUUUGUAUUGGAUUGAUGAACUCAAGCAAUGUCCAUUUGCGGAGAUAUGUUGGUAUUUUGCUGACUCUUGGGAGCAAUUCCGGAUCAAUGGAAGUGUAGAUAUCAUUGAUGGAUCAUGUCGUGACCCAAUGAAGCUUCAGCAAAGAGAGAGAGCUUGGUUUUCAAGUUCUCCAAAAUCCAGACUGCAGUAUUUGGGGCCUAUUCCUGGUCUUCCCUUGCUAGGUGAAAUAGCGUUUAAGGAACCUUCUUUGGAUCCUUCUACAGGCCCUGUUGAUGCUUUUUGUUUGCUCGUUCUAGACCCCGACCAGGUUGAUUACUUGAACUUGAAGAGCAAUGAGAGGUUAAACUUUACAUCCAGACAGAAUAUUAAUGGAGAGAAACUUUGGACCUCGCAAAGAAUUAACCCAUGA
Messenger RNA from Thlaspi arvense, 639 nucleotides. NCBI's taxonomy places the organism in Eukaryota, Viridiplantae, Streptophyta, Magnoliopsida, Brassicales, Brassicaceae. The record is from the annotation of a GenBank genome assembly.